This is a messenger RNA of Ascochyta rabiei, 1134 nucleotides long. Its product is annotated as Unsaturated rhamnogalacturonyl hydrolase. The coding region runs from base 1 to 1134 and encodes 377 amino acids. The record is from RefSeq and is a predicted model, not a curated record. Gene Ontology annotation, biological process: carbohydrate metabolic process. Lineage: Eukaryota; Fungi; Ascomycota; Dothideomycetes; Pleosporales; Didymellaceae. The transcript has a single exon.
AUGUCGUCGCUUACCAUCCACGAGCUCAAGAAGGAGCAAAUCACAACUUCAAUCGACCUUCUCACGCAAAAUUUGAUCAACAUUGCUGACACAACUGGCGAAUUCCUGCUCAAGCUUCCUGAUGGCCGCAUCAUCGACACCAAAGGCUGGGACGGCUGGGAGUGGACGCACGGCAUCGGUCUGUACGGUCUUUGGCACUACUACACUCUGACCGGCAACCAAGCCACAAAAGACAUCAUGCUGGGCUGGUACUCCAAGCAGCUCUCCAAAGGCACAACCAAGAACAUCAACACCAUGUCCCCGUUCCUCGCGCUGGCGUACCUGUACGAGGACACAGGCGACAAGACAUUCAUCCCUUGGCUGGACACGUGGGCGGAGUGGGUGAUGCACGACUUGCCGCGCACAAAGUACGGUGGUUUCCAGCACGAGACGUAUCUCGAGUACAACAAGGACGAGCUCUGGGACGACACGCUCAUGAUGAGCGCGCUGCCUCUGGCUAAGAUCGGACUCACGCUCAACCGACCCGAGUACAUUGAGGAAGCGAAGAGGCAAUUUAUUCUGCACUGCCAGUACCUGUUUGAUCCCACGACAGGGCUGUUCUUCCACGGGUGGAAGUUCGAGGACAAGGACGGGAAGGUGGGACACAACUUUGCGCGGGCGAGGUGGGCGAGAGGAAAUUCGUGGCUGACCAUUGUCAUCCCUGACUUUAUCGAGCUUUUGGAUUUGAAGGAAUCGGAUCCGACAAGGUUGUUCCUUGUCGGCAUUCUCGAAGCGCAGUGCAAGGCGCUGGUCAAGCUGCAGCAGGAGGACGGCAUGUGGUGCACAUUGCUCGAUGUUCCGGCUUCCGAGGGCUCGUACGUUGAGGCAUCAGCAACGGCUGGGUUCGCGUACGGUAUGCUGAAGGCUGUGAGGAAGCGUUAUCUCAAGGGCUCGGAGUACCAAGACUCGGCGGUCAGGGCCAUCAAGGCUGUCCUUGCCAACAUUAACCCCGAGGGUGAGCUGCUGAACACCAGUUUUGGCACGGGCAUGGGACACACACUGCAGCACUACAAGGAUAUUGCGGUCACAAGCAUGCCUUACGGCCAAGCUAUGGCUAUCAUGGCACUUGGCGAGUUCUUGAGGUCGUUUAUCUAG